UAUGUAUGUAGUGCAACGACUCCCCAACCAACUCCUUUAUCAUUAUGAGUAGAUGUUAUAGGUGCCCCAUCACAGCGCUGCUGAUUAAUUACUCCGUAUAAUUUAUAUAAUAAAAAUCCUUCCCCUCUACUCUCUACUCUCCACGACAACUAUAAUCAGUCAGUCUCUCCAAAAAUGUCUGAAACAACAAGUAGCACUGAGUUUUCUAAAAUCGAGUGCAGUGAUGGUGUGACUCUCGACGCCCGGAUUUUCCGACCAGCCGCCGGCGAACAUAAGGGUGGUGAUAGUGUGGUGGUGGUGCUGGUGCAUCCUUAUUCAGUGUUAGGUGGGUGUCAGGGACUUAUGAAGGGGAUGGCCCGUGGUCUUGCCGAUCGAGGACUCACAGCUAUCACCUUCGACACCCGCGGCGCCGGCAGAUCCACCGGCCGUGCUUCCCUCACCGGAUCUGCUGAGGUCAACGACGUCGUUUCCGUCUGCAAAUGGGCCACCUCCAACCUAUCCGCUAAUCGUAUUGUCCUUGUGGGCUCCUCUGCAGGAGCUGCAAUUGCUGGUUCUGCAAUUGAUAAGGUGGAGGAAGUAGUAGGGUAUGUGAGCUUAGGCUACCCAUUUGGAUUCACUGCUUCAAUCCUGUUUGGAGGCCACCAGAAAGCCAUACUGCAAUCCCCAAAACCAAAGCUCUUUGUGAUGGGGACCAAAGAUGGGUUCACAAGUGUCCACCAGCUGGAGAAGAAGCUCAGCAAUGCAGCUGGGAAUAACCAGACCCAUCUUAUUGAAGGUGUCAGCCAUUUUCAAAUGGAAGGCCCAGCUUUUGAUGCUCAAAUGGUUAACUUGAUUCUGCACUUCAUCUCAUCAUUCUAAUCUUCUUCUAUUCCAUGUAUCAACACCCCCUUCCCACUCUACCUUUGUUGGACACAAUCACUAUUGAUUUUUGGCUAAAUUACAUGAAAGAGAAUGUUGGUUGCAA
Messenger RNA from Ipomoea triloba (trilobed morning glory), 964 nucleotides. RefSeq lists its product as uncharacterized. The record is from RefSeq and is a predicted model, not a curated record. The transcript is spliced from 2 exons. Gene Ontology annotation, molecular function: hydrolase activity. NCBI's taxonomy places the organism in Eukaryota, Viridiplantae, Streptophyta, Magnoliopsida, Solanales, Convolvulaceae. The coding region runs from base 175 to 858 and encodes 227 amino acids.